AAAAGAGGAGAGGAUCCCUAGACGCUCCCGCCCUGGAUAGCAAGUAGCGGUUUCACAGCAGCAUCCCUUGCCCCAUCUCUAUCUCCCGCGCUCUCCCUCUUCUCUCUGCUGUGAACUCAGCGGCGCUGAACUCGAUCGCCUUCCACAAUUACGACUGCCCAAGAAUGAAGAAUAAGGCAGGGCUGUGGUGAUGGCUAGCUCUCAGCACCGAUGCGUCUUCGUCGGGAACAUACCUUACGAUGCAACAGAGGAGCAACUGAUUCAAAUAUGCGAGGAGGUCGGCCCCGUGGUUUCGUUCCGACUGGUAAUUGAUAGAGAAACAGGAAAACCAAAAGGUUAUGGGUUCUGUGAGUAUAAGGACGAGGAGACUGCUCUUAGUGCUCGUCGCAACCUCCAGGGUUAUGAGAUCAAUGGACGACAGUUACGAGUUGACUUUGCUGAAAAUGACAAAGGGGCUGAUAGAAAUAGAGAACAGGGUCGUGGAGGCCCAGGGUUGAUAGCAGGCAUUGAUACACAAAGGCCAGCAGUCCUUGGAGAUGCAACUAUUAAUCAGCCUAUAGGCUUGGCUGUGGCAGCCAAUGCAGCAAGCGCCAUAUCUGUGGCUUUAAAUGAUGCACAUGCGAGUGGCAUUUCCUCUACACGAAAUAGUUUCCAAAGUCAACCUGGAGUCGGAACUGAUCCCUUAACCCUUUAUCUAGCCAAAAUGUCAAGAAACCAGUUGUCCGAUAUCCUGUCAGAGUUGCAGGUACUUACAAAGCAUAAUCAGCCUCUAGCUCGGCAAAUGCUGUUGGCAAGACCACAGUUGUCAAAAGCAGUUCUGCAGGCAAUGAUAAUGCUUGGAAUGGUACCACCACAAGUGUUGCAGUUACCAAACAUUCGGCAGGGACCAGCCUCACUUAUACCACCUUCUUUGCAAGAUGGUCAACCUUUGCCAUCUCAACCGAUCCAGCCUCCUUUGCAGACUAACCUGCAGGUUGGAGUCCUUAAUAGAUUACCUGAUGGAAAGCCGCCUGCUGCGCCUCAGAAUUCUUCUGUUAUACCUCCUACCAUACAUGGGCAAUCUAGGCUUCAAGUUGUGUCCCAAACACAAAAUCAAGUUCCAUUGCAGCUGGGGCAGUCGGGAGGAGCCUCAAGUUUAACAGCGCAGGUUCAGCCGCCCACAGGUCUCUCAGCCAUACGACCACAACCUCCUCUAACAACUUCCAAACCUUUACAGCAGCAAAUGCAGCCGCCUUUGCCGCAGCAACCUAGACCAGUUGGAUAUGCAGUUCAAAGGACUGUGCAGUCUACAAUUCAGAAUCCAGCUCUUCUACAGUCACUUCCAUCCCAGCCCAUUUCAAAUCAUAAUGCAAUAAAGCCUGGACCUAGUGCCACAGUUAUUGGUGGACAACCUGCAGGCUUCAGAGAUACAGGAUCUCUCUCAGUUAUCAACUCAAAUAUCCAUUCAAGUUUGGUGGAUCAAACCGGCUUGACUGCUGAUACUUCUGAGGUAUUGACACGCCCCUCGAAGCUUACUAAGCUUGAAGAUGGAUGUGUAUCCUCUGGUGCAAUGGCUGGCAGUAAUAUUUCUGGAGUUGCUUUGGCACCUGCUUCAAUCAUUGGAGCUAGUUCUUUUCCAACAAAUCAAAUAUCUAAUUCUAAUAUAGCGGCAAAUGCUGAACAGCAGGUUCCUCAGCUUUCUCCUGAGGUUGAAUCAGCAUUGUUACAGCAAGUAAUGAACCUAACACCAGAGCAACUGAGUUCCCUGCCUCCUGAGCAGAGGCAGCAGGUACUUCAACUCCAACAAAUGCUCCGUUGAGACUAUUGUCUGGCAGCUUCUUCUAUUCAUUUCCUGGUAUGCACAAAGAGGAGAGGUGUUACGGUGGAAUAAUCUUAAUGAUCAGUGAGAAAUUUUCUAAUGUAUGUUGUGGCCAUUUUCCAAUGUAUUAUUUAAUGUAACAUAUGGGGUCUUAUGGUAUCCCAUCUCCAUUAUUUGAAAGGCAUCAAGCAGCCAUCCUCUGCAUCUCUUUUUGUUUGAAAGGUGUAACGGUUAUUGUGAAUGAGUCAAAUUUUCAAUGGUCUUACUGAAGGAAAUUCUUUAUUGUUUC
Messenger RNA from Nymphaea colorata (pocket water lily), 2087 nucleotides. Its product is annotated as cleavage stimulating factor 64. The transcript is spliced from 10 exons. NCBI's taxonomy places the organism in Eukaryota, Viridiplantae, Streptophyta, Magnoliopsida, Nymphaeales, Nymphaeaceae. Gene Ontology annotation, cellular component: mRNA cleavage and polyadenylation specificity factor complex. The record is from RefSeq and is a predicted model, not a curated record. Gene Ontology annotation, biological process: mRNA 3'-end processing. Bases 191 to 1798 code for a protein of 535 amino acids. Gene Ontology annotation, molecular function: mRNA binding.